AAAGAAGACAAUGAAAUCAAGAAUGAAAACCCACCGCACAUAUAUAAAUUUCAUCAACAUAGAAAAGUAGUCAAAAAGAAUAAAAAGAGAGAAACUUAAGUGGUGAGAUAUGGCAGAAGUGAAGUUGAUUGGCUUUCCACUAAGCCCUUUUAGUCGUAGAGUUGAAUGGGCUUUGAAAGUUAAGGGAGUUGAAUAUGAAUUUAUAGAAGAAGAUCUACAAAAUAAGAGCCCUCUGCUUCUUCAAUCGAACCCUGUUCACAAGAAAAUCCCAGUGUUAAUUCACAAUGGAAAGUCCAUUUGUGAAUCAAUGGUAAUUGUUGAAUACAUUGAUGAGACAUUUGAAGGCCCUCCAAUCUUGCCUAAAGACCCUUAUGAUCGAGCUUUAGCGCGUUUUUGGGCUAAGUUCCUUGAUGAUACGUGUAUACCAGUAUUGGGGAAAGUAUUGUUUGGCAGAGGGGAGGAGGCAGAAAAAUCCAAAGAGGAAUUUGGUGAGCUGUUGAAGAUUCUUGAUAAUGAGGUCAAGGACAAGUUGUUCUUUGUGGGAGACAAAUUUGGAUUUGCUGAUGUAGUUGCUAAUUUUAUGGCAUUUUGGCUGGGAAUUCUUGAAGAAGCCUCUGGAGUUGUUUUUGUGACAAGUGAAAAAUUUCCAAAUUUUUGUGCUUGGAGAGAUAAUUACAUUGAAUGUAGCCAAGUCAAGGAAUAUUUACCUUCAAGAGAUGUGUUACUUGCCAAUUUCCAAACUCGUUUCCAAGCUGCAGCUACUCCAAAUUGAACACUUAUUUAUUUGUGAAAAAUAUCAAUAUUGGUUGUGGCAAUAAAACUAGCCAAGCUUAGCCAGCUUUUCACUUUGUAUGGUUGGCAGUAAUCUUUAUGUUUCUAUUUUGCUGGUUUGUUAGUAAUUGUAUGAGUGUGUAAUUAAUUUCUUCCAUCUAUAAAAUUACCUAUUAGUAAA
Messenger RNA from Solanum dulcamara, 952 nucleotides. Its product is annotated as probable glutathione S-transferase. Gene Ontology annotation, cellular component: cytoplasm. The transcript is spliced from 2 exons. Gene Ontology annotation, molecular function: glutathione transferase activity. Gene Ontology annotation, biological process: glutathione metabolic process. NCBI's taxonomy places the organism in Eukaryota, Viridiplantae, Streptophyta, Magnoliopsida, Solanales, Solanaceae. The record is from RefSeq and is a predicted model, not a curated record. Bases 110 to 772 code for a protein of 220 amino acids.